GCGGAGCGGGGCGCUGGCCGGUCCUGCCAGGAGCCUGCUCCAGCAUGGGCUUCCCACGGGGUCAUAGCCUCCUUUGGGCAUCCACCUGCUCUAGCAUGAGGUCCUCCACAGGCUGCAGUAGGCAUUGCCAAUGGAUGAACUGGUGCAUGACUUGGCCUCAGCCUUAGAGCAGACUUCAGAACAAAACAAGCUGGAUGAGCUAUGGGAAGAGAUGGCCCUAAGCCCACGGCAGCAGCGGCGUCAACUUCGCAAGAGACGAGGUCGUAAACGACGCUCAGACUUCACGCAUCAGGCAGAGCAUGCCUGCUGCUACAGCGAGGCCUCAGAGUCAAGCUUGGAUGAAGCUGUCAAGGAUUGCCGUGAGGUGCUGACAGCCAAUUUCAGUGACUCUGAUGACAUGGCAGUGGUCAAACGACACCCAGCUCUCAGUGCCACCCUGAGGAGCAAGCAACACUCGUGGCACGAGUCAGACUCCUUUACAGAGAAUGCACCUUGUCGACCUCUCAGGCGCCGACGGAAAGUCAAACGUGUGACAUCAGAGGUGGCUGCUAGUCUCCAGCAAAAGCUCAGGGUGUCAGAGUGGAACUACGAGAGGGGCUGCAGGUUCAAGUCAGCCAAGAAACAGCGUCUUUCACGCUGGAAAGAAAAUACACCUUGGACAUCAUCAGGUCAUGGCCUUUGUGAAUCAGGAGAGAACAGGCCCUUCCUCAGCAAAGGGGGAAGGAAGGAGCGAAUGGAGUGUGAAGCUGAUGAGCAGAAACAGGGCUCUGAUGAAAACAUGUCAGAAUGCGAAACCAGCAGUGUAUGCAGCAGCAGUGAUACCGGCCUGUUUACCAAUGAUGAGGGCCGACAAGGUGAUGAUGAGCAAAGUGAUUGGUUUUAUGAAGGAGAAUGUGUUCCAGGAUUCACUGUCCCCAACCUUCUUCCUAAGUGGGGAGCUGACCACCGAUCUGAAGUGGAGCGGAUUGACUCAGGCCUGGACAAGCUCUCAGAUUCCACGUUCCUCUUGCCUUCACGGCCAGCUCAGAGAGGAUUUCAUGCUCGCCUGAAUCGCCUUCCAGGAGCUGCUGCCCGUUGUCUCCGAAAAGGUCGGAGGAGGCUCGUUGGCAAGGAGACCUCCAUGAGCACUCUGGGCACCGAGAGGCUAGGUCAUAUUGUUAGUGAUCCGCGCCAGAAAGAAAAGAACAAAGUGUCGGCUUCUGAUUUCCCACACACUGUGGCCUGUGCACAUGAGUUCAAUCCAUUAUCUCCUCUGUACUCUCUGGAUGUGCUUGCUGAUGCUUCCCACCGAAGAUGCUCACCAGCACACUGCACUGCCAGGCAAGCAAAUGUACACCUGGGACCACCAUGUUCAAGGGACAUCAAGAGGAAACGAAAGCCAGCUGCAGCCUCCAUGUCCAGCCCAACAUCAGCAACUUUAUCUGUCCACAUGGAUGCAGCAGAGUCAGAGCUACCAGCAACACCGUCCCUGAGAUCCCAGAACUCUGAGUGGACAGGGAAAACACCAGCAGCCGAGAAAGCCACUAUCGCUGCCUCCAGUAACUUUUUUAAAAUGCCACCAGAGAAGAGCCCUGGAUACAGCUAAAAAGAAGCAUUGCAACUGUAAAAGCUUGCUGGAUUUUGGAAUUGUUUGACUCUGGUGUGUGUCUUCACCAAACAUCUUGUUUGGCAGUAGUGAUAUCUUCAGUAUUGGUACGUGAUGUGUGCCAUUACCCAGACUGAUCUGUGUGCCCUGCAUACCUAAAUCAUGUUUGUGAAUCUAUGUUGAAAAAAAGGUAAUCAGUGUUGGGACUGCAGUGGCUUUUAAAAAUGUUCUUGCUAUUCCUGUAUUUAUUAUGCACUCAUCUCUUUCCCUGAUGCCAGCUCAUAUCUGCUGGGUCAUGUACAGAUUCUUUUGAGUCUUCAGAUCUAUAUUCACCCGCUGGACAUGUUGCUUGUUUGUACAUUUGGCGUUUUUUGGGUGAAAGUCCCACUGCCGCUUGGGGAGGCAAAAGUCUUCCCCUGUUUUCUUCCAGGCCAGGAGGAUUUCUUGGCUGGGGAAUGAGGAGGGACUGCAAACAAGUUGAAACAUGGUACCUGAAUUCUGUAUUAGCAGAACGUUUUCAGGCCAUGUACUAUUGGACUCAAAUCAUGUUGCUUCUAGCGAAGCAAAUACGAUGCUUGUCCAUUCAGAAAUUGCCAUUGGCUUACUGGCAGCAUGGUCCAUUAGACAUUUUCCUUCUCCCUUGUUGUGAAUGUCUUUAGUCUUGCUUGUGUUUUGCAUGUUCUUUCCUAAAUCUCCUGCUGGAUAAGGAUUUGGGAGAACUACUUGGACAUUAAACUGCAAGCUGGAGUCCUGGAAAGGAACCUGGGCCCUUGAGUGUCCUUGGAAUAGAAUCAUAGAAUCUUCAUGGUUGGAAAGGAUCUUUGAGAUCAUCGAGUCCAACCAAACAACCUACAAUCUCUGCCACUAGAGCAUGCCCUGAAGUGCCACAUCUAGACAUUUCUUAAACACCUCUAGGGAUGGUGACUCAACCACCUCCCUGGGCAGGCUGUUCCAGUGCCUGACCACUCUUUCAGUAAAGUAAUUCUUCCUAAUAUUUAAUCUAACCCUCCCCUGCCUCAACUUCAGACCAUUUCCUCUGGUGCUGUCAUUAUUCACCUGGGAGAAGAGGCCAACACCCACCUCUCUACAACCUCCGUUCAGGUAGUUGUAGAGGGCAGCGAGGUCUCCCCUCAGCCUCCUCUUCUCCAAGCUAAACAUGCCCAGUUCCCUCAUAUGACUUGGUCUCCAGACCCCUCACCAGGGGUCUGGAGAGAUGGUAGAGGAUAUACAAAACUUCCAUUUCUUGGUGUAUAAAUUAAAAAAAUGACUGCUAGCAUUUCUAAAGGACACUUGACUUUGAAGUUAACAUGCCGUUGAACAAAAAAGCCAUUUAAAGUAUCACCUGAGUUCAGAGCAUUCUGGGUAUUGAUCAGACAACUUCUGUCUCAUAUUUUCCCUCCCUUCAAAAAAGUAUUGUCUGCUAUAUCUACUGGAGGUGUCUCCACCUACUGAUGAUUGUACUUUACUCUGCAGCGUACACAAAAGAGAUUCUGUUCUUUUCAUAGCAUUUUGACUUGGUCAUCUGUUACCUUCUGUGUUGCAGAAUAUAUGGAUAGUGAUUUACUUCCUCUCUUUUAUUGAAUUCUUGAUCACACUCCACUUACUUUUCUUGAAUUACUCUGCCUGGAGCUUACUUUGGGCAAUGUUUUUAGAGUAUACACCUGCAUAGCAUGUGUCAGGGAACAGGUGGCCUCAUGUCCUAAGUCCUUUAAAAAUAGGAUAUAUUUGUAUGCAUAGAACUCUUUGCUUUUGUUGCCAUGUGGAGCUUUCAGACAGGACCGUUUAAGCUUGUAAAAUUCAUUUUGAAUGGAGAGGUGCAGCUAGCACUCUAAAGUAGAUAACAAAAUUUGCAUGUUUUUAGCACUUUUGCAAUGUUCUACUCUACUUUAUAAAUCAAUAGCUGAGGGACAGAUUUGAUUGUGAGGCUAUAAAGCAGUGAUUUAUAUUUAACUCUGAAUUAAAAUGUUAAAUGAUCAUAACAUACACAAAACAGAAAUUGAAUGACUCACUAAAUCAUGAUCGACAAAUACAGUUAUUCUACAGACACACUGUCCGUGUCUGAUCCCCUAAUACCUACUUACUCUUGGGGAGAGAUCCAAAUUGGAUUUAUAUUUCGCAGGCCAAGCAAACUGUCAGAUCUGUCAUCGUAAAUCCCUCUCAAAACCAUUUUUUUUUUUUUUGGAUGGUGGUGCAUUUUAGAACUAAUUAGAACAAGGAAAGCCUUUUUACCUUGCUGAAGGAGUACAGAGGUCAGUUUGGAUUACGGGACAAGCUGUAAGGGUUAUGUGAAGAGAGGAGUGUUCCUGUUUUUAAGUAGUCAUUGGAUUGUCUUAUUUUGUUGUUGUUUUGUUGUUAUUUUGAGCAGUGGUGCUUAAGAGAUAGCACAGGAAGUCUCAGCACUCGGGGCCUAAUCUAGAACAUAUAAAGAGAAGGUAAACCUGAAGAGUAGUAGCUUGACUAUCUAGUACUCAUGAACAAACAGUACACAGUGAAGAGGAAAGGUGGUCACAUUCUCCUGACAACCUGCAGAUAAAUUUUAAGACAGGAAGCAUAGUAACUGGACUUGCAAGCUGUUUCAGUGACAGGGAUUGUUUUCCUAAAAAAAGUGUUUGUGCAGCUGAGUGUCUUUCAUCUCAUGAAGAAUCCUCCACAGCCUCUCUUGGUUUGAAUCGCAGGUUCCCAGGUUGCCCAGGGAAGUUGUCAAUGCCCCAUCCCUGGAGGUGUUCAAGGCCAGGCUGGAUGAGGCUUUGAGCAGCCUGGUCUAGUGGGACAUGUUCCUGCCCAUAGCAGGGGGGUUGCAACUAGAUUAUCUUUAAGGUCCCUUCCAACCCGAACCUUUCGGUGAUGCUGUGUGGUUCUGUGAAUCUGUUCAACAGACUUACUCAGAUUACUGAUUGUUCAGCUAAAAUUUUUAAUUUUGGCCUUUGUGUUCCCCUUUUUAAAACCAACUCUGAUAUAUCUUGCUCCAUUGUGAGUAUUGUUCAGAGUAGUUCUGUUUCUGCUGUGGUGUCAGGACGGUCUUAAAACUUUCACAAGAGAGGUGUUUGAGGUGUUAGGGAACCAAGAGCCUUCAUUAUGCUCAUUGCAGGGGGCGAUUGCCAGACUUCACGUGAUUUUUCUUGGGGGACGGGGAAGGAUAAUUUAUCAGAUUUUCCUAUUGAGGUCAGUAGCACAGUUCAUCUGGUUAAGCCCUUACUUAGGUUGUAAGCUCCUAGGAGGUCUUCCUUGCCUUUUAGAGGAUGAAUAUACCUGUGGGAGUACUGAAGAGUAACUGUAGCAGGCCUCGUAUGGUUUACUGUGGCAGGCCUUUGGUAAGCCAUACUUCCUGCCACACAACUUUCUGGAAAUGCCAAGAGACUCAAGUUCUUGCAGCUGCCCUGUCUGUCUUAUUUCUAGGUUAGAAUCCAUUUGCAGGUCAGUUAGGCUCUCAACCGAAUUUCAUUCUCCUGAGGUGGUAGACAACAUAAAUGAAUCAUAUAUCUUGUUACUUCAGGGUAUUUAUCAAAAUCUAUCUUCAAACUUCAAUUGCUUGAUACAGAUUUGACUGUCUGCAGCAUUCUUAGAUGAAUAAGCUAGCUGCAUUGUUUUGUCUUUUUUUCUCUAAGGCAGAGUCCUUAUAACUCACACUGUACUCACACAGUACUCACAGUGAAGGACACAGUCCUUCAGAUGUGGAUUGCUUCAGUAGAAAGGAAUAAUAAUGUGCCUUGAUUUGGUAGCUGUGCUUCUACUAAGGUGGUCCAGUAUGUGAUUACUGCUUCAAAGUUACACAGCUCACUCAUAUUUUACUUCUUGCGCACCAGGACUCCCCACCAGGUUUACCUUCUCUCUUUGUCCUUAUGUGAGACUUCAAUUUCCCAGACAUCAAUCGGGAAUACCUCACUGCUGUGACAAGCAAGUCUGGGAAAUUCCUGAAGUAUAUUGAAGAUAAUUUCUUGUCACCAGUACUCAGUGAGCUAACUAGGAAAGAUGCCCUCCUAGACCUGUUAUUUGUGAAUAGAGAAGGACUUGUGAGAGACGUGGUGGUAGGUGGCUGUCUUGGCCACAGUGAUCACAUUGAACUUGGUUGAGUUGAAAAUUUUUGAUGCAAUGAGAAAAAUGGUCAGCAGAGUUGCUACCCUGGAUUAAAAGAGAGCUAACUUUUAGCUCAGCGAGUUAAUUAGCAGUGUCCCCCGGGAAUUGCUUUUGAGGGCUUAGGGGUCCAUGAGUUUUUAAGAACCACCUUUUAACAGCACAAGAGCAGGCAAUCCCUUUGUGUUGACAGUGAAGCAAGUGGCACAGAAGACCAGUUUGGCUGAACAGGGAACUCCUCUUGGAAAUCAAGAGGAAAAAGAAAUUGUAUGAUCUCUGGAAGCAAGGUCAGGCUUCGCAGGAACAUUACAGAGCUGUGGUUCACAUAUGCAGGGAGAAGACAUGAAAGGCCAAAGCUUAAUUAGAGUUCCAACUGGCUGGUGUUGUGUCAGACAACAACAAAGGCUUUUUGAAGUACAUUAGUAGCAAGAGGACGUCUAAGGAAAACAUUGGACCGGUACUUGUUAAAGAGGUCACCUGACAAAUCGGGAUGAAGAAAAAGUAGAGCCAUUCAAUGCUUUUUUUUGCCUCAGUCUCUAAUAAUACUGACAGACCUUGGGCUGCCCAAUCCUCUGAAUUGGAGGACCAUGACUACAGGAACAGUGACUUUCGAUUUGUGGACACUGAAAUUGUAAGUUGAAUGUUCAUGAGGCUGGAUGGGAUUCAUCCUAGCGCACUGAAGCAGCUAGUGGAUGUUACAGCAGGAUCCCUCUCGGUCAUUUACGAAAGGUCUUGGGAGUCUGGGGAGGUCCCGGCUGACUGGAAGCUAGCCAGUGUUAUUCCAGUUUACAAGAAGGGCAUGAGGGAAGACCCAAGAAACUACAGACUUGUUAGUCUAACCUCAGUACCUGGCAAAAUUAUGGAGAGGAUCAUACUGGAUGCUGUUGAAAGGCAUUUAAAGGAUGAUGCAAUCAUCAGGCACAAUCAACAUGGGUUCACAAAGGGAAAGUCCUGUUUAACUAAUUUGAUAUCCUUCGAUGAUAAGGUCACCUAUUUAGGGGAUGAAGGGUGCAUGUAGUUUUUCUGGAUUUUAGUAAGGCUUUUGAUACUGUCCUUCACAGCAUCCUUCUGGACAAGUUGUCCAACUGUGAGAUGAGCAGGUACACAGUGUGCUGGCUGAAGAACUGGCUGAAUGGGAGUGCUCCAGGGGUUGUAGUGAAUGUGGCUACGUCUGGCUGGCAACUGGUCAUCAGCAGUGUUCCUCAGGGUUCAAUUCUAGGGACAGUACCGUUGACUGUUUUUAUCAAUGAUUUGGAUGCAAGAGUUGAAUGCACCAUUAGCAAGUUUGCCAGUGAUACUAAACUGGGAGGUGCUGUUGACCCUCUCAAGGGACAAGAGGCCUUGCAGAGGGAUCUAGAUAGACUGGAGCACUGGACUAUGAUUAAUAGGACGAAAUUUAAAAAGAACAAAUGCCGGAUUCUGCACCUGGGAUGGAGUAAUACUGGACACAAGUAUAAAUUGUGAGAGGAGUGGCUGGAGAUCAGCCCUGCAGAAAGGGAUCUGGGGGUGCUGGUCGACAGCAGGCUCGCUCUGAGUCAGCAGUGUGCCCUGGCAGCCAAAAGGGCAAACCGCAUCCUGGGGUGCAUCAAACACAGUACAACCAGCUAGUCAAAAGAGGUGAUUAUUUCGCUGUAUUUAGUGUUGGUGCAGCCUCACCUUCACUACUGUGUGCAGUUCUGGGCCCCACAACUUAGAAAGGAUGUUAAAAUACUUGACCGUGUCCAGAGGAGGGCAACAAAGCUGGUGAAAGGGCUGGAAAGAAUGUCCUAUGGGGAGUGGCUAAGGAGUCUGGGUUUGUCUAGUUUGGAGAAGAGGAGGCUGAGGGGUGACCUCAUUGCGCUCUACAGCUUUCUGAGAAGAGGAAGUGGAGAGGGAAGUGCUGAUAAUUUCUUCCUGGUAUCCAGUGACGUGAUGCAUGGGAAAGGUUCAAAGCUGUGCCAGGGGAGGUUCAGACCUGACAUUAAGAAACACUUCUAUACAGAGAGAGUGGUCAAACACUGAAGUGGGCUUAUGGAGAGGUGGUUGAUGCCCCAAACCUGUCAGGGUUUAAGAGCCAUUUGGACGACACCCUUAAUAAUAUAUUUUAAUUUUUGGUCAGCCCUGAAGUAGUCAGGCUGCUGGACUAGAUGAUCAUUGUAGGUCCCUUCCAACUGAACUACUCUACUCUACUCUACUCAUUAACUUCAUGAAUUUUCUGUCUUUUCAUUCCUCCAGUCUGUCAGGGUCCUUAUGGGUGGUACCCCCACCCUCCAGCAUAUCAGUAGCUCCCCUCCCCAACAUGCUGUUAUUUCUGAUCUUGUCGAGAGUGUGUUCUGUCUCUUCCCACCAGAUCACUAAUGAUCGCUGAACAGUAUUGAUCCCAGUAUUGUCUUCUGAGGCAUGCUUUUCAUAAUUGGUCAUCACACAGAUUUCAAACCACUGAUCACUAUUCUUUGAGCCUGACAGUUCAGCCAGUUUCUCACUGACCUUUCUUACUGGAUGGCAUCAAGUCCAUAGUUCCCCCAUUUGGUUACAAGGAUACUAUGAGAGACCUCAUCAAAAGGCUUACUGAAGUCAACGUAAACAGCAUCCACUGCCCUCUGCACAUCCACAGGGCCUGUCGUGUCGUCAUAGAAGGCAGUCAGGUUCAUAGGCAUGGUUUUCCCUCAUUUAAUCUGGCUGCCUGUUCCUAGUCACCUUGUCCUUAGGGUGCCUGGAAAUGGCUUCCAGAACAUGCUGCAUAUAAGGCUACAAGGGAACGAGGUAGGGCUGACUAGCCUGUCAUUCCCCAGAUCCUCCUUCCUGCCUUUUAUGAAAGCAAGCUGAGAUGAUACGUACCCCUUUCUGUCACUGGGGACCUCAUGCAAUUGCCACAAUUUUUCAUGGAUGACAGAGACCAGUCUUAAAAUGACAUAUUUUUGCAAACAGGGCUUUAUUUAUGUACAGGAAAAAGAUAGGCAUUCAGUGAAAGCGAAAUCAAGAGCUGGGAGGAGUACACUUACUAGUUGUUCUUUGCACAUUUCCAGUAGUUCCAGUGAGCUGUAGUGAGGCUUAACGCCCAGUUUGGCAGGUACUGGAGAAGCACGACUUAAAAGAAUGUAGUUUCUGGCCUGAUGGAUUUAUGAACUUAAAGUAAGGUACAGUAAAGAGCGAAGAAGGCAACAAAACCGUAGAUGGAGAGAAACUCGUAAGAGGCUGGGGCUAGUGCUACUGAAUGAUAGAUUAGCUUCAUGAUUGUGGUAUGCAGAGGUGUUUCUUGCCAGCAUUCCUGAAUAACGACAUUGAGAUGGUUAGUGCUGUCCUUUGAACUGUAGAAGCUCAUGCUGUUCCUUUGUGGAUGCUGCAGAGACCUGCUCCUUGGGCAGAGGGGACAAGAAGGGUGAUUGAGUGCCUGUUAUUGUAACCCCUUCUGCACUGAAGAAAGAAGAUGCUACAAAAAAUGAUGUGUGUGCCUGGAUAUCGAAAAGGAAUUAUGUAAAGUGGAUAAGAACUGUGCUUUGGUUUCAUAAGCAACAGUUUUGUAACCGGAGAACAUUUCAGUGAUGCAAAAGUAAAGGACACUACCAGUUAUCUUCAGAAAUAGUUUUAGGAGACUAUCAAAGGAGGACAAACUUCUGUUCUCAUUGUGAUACUGUAUUAUUUUUUCUUUGUCCCUUGCAUUCUGUUCCAGUUUGUGUUUUGUGCUUGAGACAUCCUGCUUUUGUACCAUCAAGUAUGGGAAAAAUACUUUACAGCAAUGCUUCUUAAGGGAUAAAGCAUAAGGGGCCCCUUGCUACACGGAAGGCAUGACAAGAUUAUCUUAGGCCAUUAACUUUUACCCAGUACAAGGAUUGAACUCAGCAUAGAGAACAUAAUGUCUUGAUUAUACCAAAGCGUCUCAUUCUUAAGAAAGUAAACUGUGGCAUGGGCAAGUGCAGGGAGACUAAACCGUCACCAGCACUUGGAGACGGGUGAAUGGCUGGCCCUCAAUCAGGUGACAUACAGACGUAGGUUGUGGAGAGAGAGGGAACCUUCAACAUCCUUCUAAACUUUAACAGGGUAAAAUGCCUUCCUGACUAGAAACCUGGCUGUUAGUGUGACUCCAGUGAGUUGAUAACGAUGUGUUAACUGGCAUACCGAAAAGAGAAUUCUUGUACCAACUCAAAGAAUUGGUAAAAGUGGAAAAUGGACCGGCACAGCCUGUUAUAUCAAAGAAAGAUGCAAAAUAUAUACAUAGCUGCAGACAAUAAUCAGAAAAAGCAAUGCUGAGCCCUGCAUGUAUGACCUAGGGUAUUCAUUGUCUUAAAGCAGAGCUGCCAGUAUUAGGAUGAUCAGGGUUUUGCAAAGCUGCCCUCUUUUCCUUGUAACCUCUGAAGGAAAUGGGAUGAACAGCCUAAGAAAGGCUGCACUGGGUCAGACCAAAGGUCUGUCUCUCACAGCAGCCAGGUCUGGAUGCCUAGAGGUUACUGUAAGGAUUUCCUUUUAAGUUCUCUUAGCUCAGUGUCCUGUCGCAAAAAGAUUUUACAAAAUCUUUCUUCAAGGCUGGAGAAGACUUUUGCGACCCUUUGGCUAUAGUAUUUAUCCUGCGACUGGAUUUAAUUAUAUUUUUAGAAGAACAUGUAAUCUGACUUUAAAAACAUCAAGUAAGGAUUAGCUCAUCUUUCUUGGUAAUCAGUUUUCUUGUUAAUUGUCCUCUUUAUAAGGAAAUUGCGUCUUCUCUUGUAAUAGUUUUUUCCUAAUAUCAGCAUCCUGACAUUGUUUCUUGCUAUGCUUUUUUUUCAGCAGGGUUGAAAAGUCCUAUUCUUCCUUUACAAUUAGGCUUCUUUGUCAUGUAUAACUACCUAUACUCAGUCAACAAGUCCUAUGUAAUACACUAACCCAUAUAAGUCAUUUUUCAUAAGCUUCACACUAAAAACUUGUAAUUUAACCUUUAACUAUGCUCCAUGAAAAUCCCCAGUAUUUCAUAUCCAUCUGCAUUCAGUUCUGGUGUCUACCCUUAUUCUUUACGGAAGGAGGAACACUUGCUUCCCUGUUGCUAUUCAGGCUUCAUCUACUCACAUAUCCAAACAUCAUGGUAGCCCUUGCUGCCCAAACACUGCUGUAAUGCUACAAUAAAAGUGAUAUGCAGGCAGUUAACUUUAAAGUUCUUACCACUGCGUUUCAAUGCAUAAGAUCCUAGAUGGUAAGAAUAAUGUUAAUUUUUUUUUAAUUCCAAAAUGUAUGGCAUUUCCUUUAGCGGUAUUACAGUGCAGUUCUUUACUGAUGGUUUUUAUAAUUUGGAAUACUUAAGAGCUGAGUCUGUUUAGUUUUAUCAGGAGAGGAUCAGAGGUGUCUUGCUUGUGUGGUAGAAAGUCCUUUAUGGAAAUGGAAAUACUAGGUAAUAAAGUGUCUCUUGUCUUGUGCGGAUGGGCAUAAAGAUGAACUUGAAGCUAAAGCCAAAUCAAUUCAAUUUAGAAAUAGAGCGUGAGCUUUUAACAGUGAGGACAGAUUAACCAUCAGAACAAAGUACCGUGGGAAGCAGUAGCUUCUAUGUAUCUUCAGACUUCAAUUUGAAGACAGUAGCUUUAUGGAAGGAAUGUUGUAGCUAAAUAUAAGCCAUUGAAAUAAAUACAGAGGCUUCUAAAAGACAUUGAAUGGUCAAUUUUAUAGUGAAGGUCAGUCUACAUGAAAUGAUAGUUGCUUCUGGUUUAGAACAGAAGACUUUUUAUGAUACAGUAUAGAGAUCUGUUGAAAAAUGGGAAGAGUUUUGGCAAACAUAGGGAAUAGUCAUGGUGAUGGAACUUUUAUGGUAUUACCAAAAGAUUGUAAUGAAAUUACAUGGGAAGGUGACGUGAGAAAAGAUUCAUCUGUGCCAAAUGAAAUGAAGCAGCAUUUCUGCAUGUGAGUUUAUUUGUGAGUAGUAUAAUGACAUACGAACAUGCAGUCUUCAGAACCUAUAUUAUCACUCAGUUGAAGAGCAUCCUCGGUGAGGAUUCCCCCUUUCUUGCUCUACUGGCAGCUAGAAUUCUGCUGUCUUGAGGUAUUGUUCCCUGUGGACGUGCUCAGCUUCAGCAGCUCUGUCUCAGUUCUUUGGCUCGGUUGUGUGAACUGCCUGCACAUUGCACUGAAAUCAGAAACAAAUGAGGGAGAGCAUCAGUUGGCUUAUUACCUUGACAGGAUACUUGCCAAAAGAGUAUGCAAUAUCUUUCUUAAUCACUAUAGCAGCUGUUGCUGCUUUUCUCUCUCAUGGCAUAUAAGGAAGAUGCCUCCUUGUAGGAGUGCCCUUUUCGUAGCCUGUAGCCUUCACUAUCACACCGAAGAAUUUCUCCAAGUGGAAGAGCUCUUCUGCACUCAUCUGAGAGGAGAUGGCGUGACUGAAGGAUGCAAUUUUCUGGUAGUGUGUUCUCUAACAUUAGGGAGCAAUGACUUCUUCAGCUUUUUCAGCUUUCAAAUACAUUACGCUGUACCUUUGUUUCAAAAUGAAUGUAAAAUUCUAGUGAUGGAAUAGUGUCACAUUUGAAUUGUUGCUUCAGGUCUCAAGUCCUGGACAUAGUUUUAAUGUCCCAUGCUAGCAUUUGGUUUUGUUGCCCAGGCUGGUGUAUGUGAGACCUCAUUGCUGGAAGCUCUUCUGGGAGUGCUGUGAACUGGGACUGGUCUGGCCUGACCAGAGCCCUUGGGUGCUGCUGAAGCCAUUGAAUUUUCCUUCAAGUUUGGCAACGCCAGACAGUUAGCCAAAGCUGCCAUCAGUUCCAUUCUAGUUUUCUCCUCCUGUCCCAGAGGGUUUACCUAGAGAUAGUUCACAAACAGGUCUACUCAAAAUCUUUUGAGACAUGCAUCGUACGUGUCCCAAAUGUUUUAUGUGGUCAUAAGAUUUAACUGUUUGAUAGGGAUUGUACUCUGGGUUCCUAGGACUCUAUUUUGGGGGUAACGUGUAAAUAAGGAAGAUUCUCGCUUGUAUUUCUCUGUCUUAAACAUGAUGUGUAUUCUCUGAAUGAGGCUCUUGCAGGAUCUUUGUUCUGAUUUUAGAAACUGGAAAUAAAUCAAUAUAUGAAAGAAGCGUUUUAUCUGAUAUAAAGUGAACUGAGUUGAGAGUGGGAGAAGAGAGGCUUCACUGACAUCUAACUAGAUUUACAGUAUUGGAAUGUCCAUUAAUCUGCAUGCUUCCUUGACUGUUUCCUUAAAUAUAAACUGUAACCUGAAGGUCUAUAGGGAGUUACUAUGCUUUUUUUCCUUUGAAUUGCAAACUUGAGUGAAGGAUUUGAGGUAAUUUAUCAUGUCCAUUCUUUGUUUUUUUGUAAUGAUUUUGUUUAUUUCCCAGUUUGUCAUGACGUUGUCUCUAGACAAGUGAGAUGCUCCCUGUUUGGAAUUUGAAACAAUUCCAGAGUUUCUUAAGUAGCCUUUCACUUCCAAGUCACUGCUUCAGAUCUGGCCAGUCCCAAAAGGGAUUUAAUGUAAAUGAGCAGGUCAGUCUCAAUUGUUUAAUGGAUAUCUAUUCGUUUGGCCGACGCUGACAUCCUUUUAAGAUAGAUUGGCAUCAUUCUUUUUUGCCAUGAUAGCAGUGGCUGCAAAGAUCAAAUGAGCAGUGGACUUUGAAUUUUAUUUUACAUAUAUUUGUGUCCCAGUAUUGAUAGCUGUGCGCUCUUGUGGAAGGAGCAAAACAGGACUCCCUCUACAUUAACUAUUCCAAGGAAUAAAUUGUAAAAAAUUAGUUCCCAAGUUGUUUGAAUGCUUUCAAACAAAAAGAUCAAGAUCCUCUGGAAAUUGCUUCAAGUUCUCAACACUAUAUUGGGGGGAGCAAUUUUUAAAAGUGAUGAUUUUCCUCUCUCAUCUGCAGGCUGCACUUGUGAGAACUGGGAAGUGUUCCUGGUGAAAUGCACUGAUUUUUGUUGGGAGGAAGGAGAAAAGAUCUCUUAACAAUAGAUUCUUUUAUGGGAAUUGCCCAGAUUUGGCAAAUGUGACCAACUAUGGCUAACAGUCAAAAAUGUCAGAUAUCUGAAAAUCAUGAGCUGAUUCAGUCUUCCACCUGCUUGCAUUUAUUUUUUUUUCCCUGAGGAAUGAAGCAUUUCAUUUCAUAAUUGGAAGCAUUUCUAUAUAUAUAUAAAAAAAAAAAGCUGAAUGGUUCUAGUUCGCACAUCCUUAAUUUUACACUCAAGGGCUGAGAAUUUUCUCAGUUCAGGUUGAAUAGCUGGUGGCAAACUCUGUAACAGGACUGACUGUGGUGGCUUUUACCUAUUUUGAUGUUUUUCAGACCAUGCUUUCUUCAUACUUUUCCAGCUCAGAGAAUCAACUGAAACUACAAAUGAGUACAAGUAGACUUGCUGCCUACUGAUGGAGGAUUUCUUACAUCUAAAUAAAGGGUAUUUCAGA
Chroicocephalus ridibundus (black-headed gull) is the source of this 13960-nucleotide messenger RNA. It is a transcript of the gene GPATCH2L, whose product is annotated as G-patch domain containing 2 like. Gene Ontology annotation, cellular component: nucleus. The record is from RefSeq and is a predicted model, not a curated record. The coding region runs from base 131 to 1585 and encodes 484 amino acids. The transcript has 11 exons. NCBI's taxonomy places the organism in Eukaryota, Metazoa, Chordata, Aves, Charadriiformes, Laridae.